Molecule: messenger RNA, 3121 nt
Organism: Hydra vulgaris (swiftwater hydra)
Lineage: Eukaryota; Metazoa; Cnidaria; Hydrozoa; Anthoathecata; Hydridae
Source: RefSeq, a predicted model, not a curated record
UUAUUAUCAAUUUAAACAAGGUAAUGUGUAUUUAAUAUUCAGGCGAACUUGAUUAAAAGGUAUAACGAUGAAACUGAUUCUAAAAUAUUUUUCUUACUCAUUUAUUACUGCUUUGUUCUUAAAAAAUAUUGAACACUCUAUUUGUAAAAUAUACUCAAAUAAUUUAUAAAUAAAUACAAGAAAUAUUUUUAGGCUCUCUCAGAGACUCUGAAAAUUGACCUCUCUGCGAAGAAAUUACUAAAAAGUAAAAAUACUUUUUGCUUUUAAUUUAAUAAUAACUGCAGACUGUGUAAAAAAAAUGCACUUAAGACACUCAAGUCUAGUGCAAGUUUUAAUUAAUUUCUUUUUUAAAUGAACAUCAGUUCUUCGCUUUUAAGCUUCUAAUUUUUUGCUGUGUUGCUCAAUAACUUGUAAAAAUGCUGUUAUUGUUUUCUCUGUUUGAUAGAAGUGAUGAAAAAUUUAAACAUUAGCCGUUUCCUGACUGAGUUACCAGUAAUGCAGAGCCAUUGUUUUAAACCAAUCAUACUUAUACUGCUUCAUAAUAGUUUUUUUAGUCUUUUGAUCAACUGUAUGUCGUUGUUGGGUGCAUCCAGAGUAGUUUUGCAUGAAAACCAUGCUUGAAUGAAGACCUCAGCUAAAAAUCUAUUUAAACGCUGAAUGUUUUUAUUGCCAUUGUAUAACAGAUCGUGUAUAUGGCCUUUGCCAUCAAUAUGAAGUAAAAAGUCAGGUCAGGUUAUCCUUUAAACGUCAAGUUAGGUUAUCCUGAUACUGGUAACAUGAAAUCCAGUACAACCUGCUUCCUGUUAACAUCAGAAAGGGCAUCUGAUUGUAAAACAUUGCUUUAACUCUCUCAUAAUGGCAUUAAUUUCAUAAUGAAAACCCUCCAAACCACACAAGUGUCAAAAAAUAGAAGUAAAAUUUACAACAACAACAAAAUGGCCAUAUGAACGACACCUGAUCUUCUGAUAGUUGCUUCAAUUUUUAAACCUAUCAAAUAAUCAGCUAAAAUCUGAAAAAAUGCUAGAUUAGAGGACAAGAAAUGCAGUCUUUAGAGUAAAAGAAAGUUAUACACUGCAUGCACACAGUCUCAUAAUAUAAGGCAUAACAUAGGCAAUAAAGGUUGAUUGUCUUGAAAGAACAGCGAAGAAGAUGAUUAGUUGGAUAUAAAAGAUGACUGAAAAGAAAGAGUUAAUAAAUAUUAAUGAUAUAUAUUAAGAUGUGUCAGAGUAGAUGAAGCUGGUUUAGGCAUGUUGUAUAAUACGCCAUAUUUGAUUACGUAUUAUACAAUCACGCAUUGAAGAUAAUUACAAUCAUCAUGCUAAUGACCGUAAAGGACUUUUAUUAUAGGCAUUGCGUUUACGUUUUUUAAUGUUAGUUAUGAAGAGAAUAAAGUUGAGUCGCGAACUUUGUUAUUAUACACAUGUAGAUGAUUGUAAUGCAAAUAAUUGGGUAUCAGCAUGUAGAGUUAGCAGUUUAGUCAAAAAAAAAUAGAAUUAGAAAAACUUGCAGAUAUUAUGUUUCUUUUUUAAGAGUAUGUUAUAGAUUACAUGGAAAAACCUCAGAAAAAAGAUAUAUAAGAUAAUAGAUAUUUGAAUAAAUAGCAUUAUGAGAAACCUCCAACCAAGCAAGCACCGAUACACUGAAAAUAAUAUGACAAUGAAGAUAAUGUUUACCCAAAAAACUCCUAAGAGAUAUAUAAAAUUUAGUUAAUUUUACAUUUAAUUGUUAUCAAAAUACAGGGUAAAAAUAUUGCCAUUUCAUCGGUUGGUAAAUUGGUAAACUGAUUAAAAAAGCUGUUGCCAAUACCCAUUGUACAAAAAGUGGCCAUAAGUAAACAAACUAUUGCUAUAUGUUGCAGUGGAUGUCCAGUCCGAUUCAUAUACUUAUACUUUUACUUUGUGCCCUUUUUAUCAUUUCAGAUGAUUGAUAAUUAGUAUUUAUCAUUCCGGAAAAAAAAAGAUUUUGUUGGUAGGAGGUAGGGAGGAUGGUGGGAGCCAUUCAUCAAAGAGCUGGAUUGCUAGGCACAAAGCAAAAAGCCGAAAAUCAGAUGUGGAUUUUAGUGUUAAACAAAAAAGAAAAAAAGUGUCUAUAAAUACUCAGGUGCUAAGGGGGUACGAUUUAUGGAAACAAAACCAGUUAUUGUCAUUGGAAGAUUCAGAUUUUGAUAACAGAAAUUUUUGUUUCAAAAAUCUUGGUCAUAACUGGUCGUUGUUAACAAACAAUGAAAAAGAAAGCUGGAACAAGAAAGCUUUAUUACAAAGAAACAAAUUACUUCCUCUCACUAAAGAAGAAAAAGAAAUUAAAUCUAAAAAGUUGUUAAAACAGUUGAAAAAAGUUGUGGAAGAGUUAGCAAAUAUGGGCAAUGACGUUGUUGCGGUUACUUGGUGGUGCUCCUGUUGUAACUGCAACCGAAAGAGGGUGCCAAUUUUGACUAAAUUCUGAAGAAUUAAACUUUCAGUUUAAAUUUGCUGAAUUUUUGAAAGCUCCAAUAGUCAAUAAGGAAAUGGUUGAAAAAAAUAAAUUAUGUACUAAAGUUGCAGAUAUUUUGAAUAAAAAAUAUGAAAUUAGUCGACUUGCUUUGCCAAAACACUUGCAACAAAGAUUUCGAAAAUGUCAUAUUCCAUACAAGAAAUAUGUUCCCACUAUUAUUAGUGCUCAUGGCUUACCUGAUGGACAGGUUUUAAGAUAUCCAUCAUCAAUGGGAACAGCCUUGUUAGCUAACAUUGUUGAAAAUCAAAAUGAAAUUAAUAUUGUUUUUGACUUGACAAGUUUAUUGCAUAUGGAAUACAAUUCAUUUGAAACACAUUUAUGUUCAACGGAAGUUAAUAGCGACUUAAUCGAGUCUUCUAUGUUUGCUAAUACUGAAUUAUUAUCAACAGAAAUAGAUUGUGAAUUUCAACCAGUGAGAAUAUCAAACUCAAACGUAAACGAAUUAAAUUUGUCAGAUGUUCAGUCUGCUUUUUGUUCUGAUGCAGAACAAGUUGUAAUAACAUCCAAUGAAGUUUGUAUGGAUCACGAUUAUGUUUAGGCGAACUUCCUUCAAUUAAGUAACAAUUUUUAAAUUUUUUUAUUUUAUAAAUGUAUUUUAAUUUUGUUCAAAUCCUCUUCUUUGUCUUGAUUA